Messenger RNA from Drosophila teissieri, 1076 nucleotides. RefSeq names its product ras-related protein Rab-2A (gene Rab2). The record is from RefSeq and is a predicted model, not a curated record. Bases 136 to 777 code for a protein of 213 amino acids. The transcript is spliced from 4 exons. NCBI's taxonomy places the organism in Eukaryota, Metazoa, Arthropoda, Insecta, Diptera, Drosophilidae. Gene Ontology annotation, cellular component: Golgi apparatus. Gene Ontology annotation, molecular function: GTPase activity; GTP binding.
CUGGCCACACUGACUGUAGCCAGUCAUCAUAAAUACGAACAGAUUGGAAAACUUACAAGAAUUGCGUAUUAUCUGUGGCAUUACGAGAUUGUACUUUCUAAAAACUAAGUUACCGUAACCCCCUCAGCUGCAAACAUGUCCUACGCGUACUUGUUCAAAUACAUCAUUAUUGGAGACACAGGCGUGGGCAAGUCCUGUCUGCUGCUCCAGUUCACGGAUAAGCGAUUCCAGCCGGUGCAUGACCUGACCAUUGGCGUGGAGUUCGGCGCACGUAUGAUCACCAUCGACGGCAAGCAGAUCAAGCUGCAGAUCUGGGACACGGCAGGCCAGGAGGCUUUCAGAUCUAUCACACGCUCAUAUUACCGCGGAGCUGCUGGCGCCUUGCUGGUGUACGACAUUACGCGACGGGAGACCUUUAACCACCUUACUACCUGGCUGGAGGAUGCACGUCAGCACUCAAAUUCAAACAUGGUUAUCAUGCUGAUAGGCAACAAGAGCGACUUGGAUUCGCGGCGGGAGGUCAAGAAAGAAGAGGGAGAGGCCUUUGCCCGCGAACACGGUCUCGUUUUCAUGGAGACUUCAGCUCGCACAGCGGCUAACGUAGAGGAGGCGUUCAUAAAUACGGCCAAGGAGAUUUACGAGAAGAUCCAGGAAGGUGUAUUCGACAUUAACAAUGAGGCAAACGGCAUUAAGAUCGGCCAACAACACUCGCCCACAAACCCGUCGCUGCCAGGAGCCGGAGGAGCUGCUGGAGCAGCAAACAGUGGCUGCUGCUAGGAGUAAGCCGCAGAUGCCCGAUUGCAAUUCUGGGAUAGGCGUAGCCGCUUCUGUAAAAGCUACUUUAGUGACUAACUAUAGAAGAUAGUGAAAGGAACAGAUUUAUUGUUUUUUAUCUCAACCGUAACUAACCCCGUAAACAUAGCUAUCACUAAACUAGCAUUGAACACUAAGCUAAAUGUUAUAACCAUUAAGAACAGACAGUUGCAAGAAACACAUCUCCUUGUUCAGCUACGUUUUUAUUACCGAAAAGAAACCAAAAGGAAGAAGAAACCAGAAAUAAACCAAAACCAACAACA